GUAAGGAAGGACAUAAUUUUUCUAUAUUCUGGGUGCUGGUGAGCGUUACUCUAGGUGCAGUAGCCAUGCUGUGCAAAGAACAAGGAAUUACAAUACUGGGUUUGAAUGCAGUGUUUGAUGCACUAGUGAUUAACAAGCUAAAUGUUUUGGAGCUUAUUCAAAAGUUACUACAUAAGGACAAGUCAUUGGAGAAUGUUGGGCUGUUAAAAAAGGGGCUGCUUUUCAGGAUAACUCUUCUGAUGUCUGGAGGGGCCAGUAUACUUUAUAUACGCUGGAGGAUUAUGGGCACGGGGCCACCGGCUUUCACUGAAGUAGACAACCCAGCUUCAUUUGCAGACAGCCUGUUUGUGAGAGCUAUAAACUAUAAUUACUACUAUUCGUUGAAUGCAUGGUUGCUGUUGUGUCCCUGGUGGCUGUGUUUUGAUUGGUCAAUGGGCUGCAUACCCCUCAUUAAAUCCGUCAGUGACUGGAGGAUAAUUGCACUAGCAGCACUUUGGUUCUGCCUAAUUGGUCUGAUAUGCCAAGCUCUGUGCUCAGAAGACAGCCAUAAGAGAAGAAUUCUUACACUGGGACUUGGAUUUCUUAUUAUCCCUUUUCUUCCUGCAAGUAAUCUGUUCUUCCGAGUAGGAUUUGUUGUUGCAGAGAGAGUCAUCUACCUCCCCAGCAUUGGAUAUUGUAUUCUGUUUACAUACGGAUUUAGUCUUUUGUGUAAGCAAGCCAAGAAAAAGAAAAUUCUUGCUGUGGCAGUACUUGGAAUCUUGUUGGUAAAUGUAAUGCGCUGUGCACUCCGCAGCAGUCAGUGGAGGUCAGAAGAACAGCUUUUUAGGAGUGCACUGUCUGUGUGCCCUCUGAAUGCAAAAGUACACUAUAAUGUUGGCAAAAACCUGGCUGACAAAGGAAAUCAAAGUGCUGCAAUCAAAUACUACAGAGAAGCUGUAAGGUUGAAUCCGAAAUAUGUACACGCUAUGAACAACCUUGGAAAUAUUCUGAAAGAAAGAAAUGAGCUCCAAGAAGCAGAGGAGUUGCUGUCCUUAGCUGUACAAAUACAGCCUGAUUUUGCUGCUGCAUGGAUGAAUCUGGGAAUAGUACAGAACAGUUUAAGAAGGUUUGAAGAAGCAGAGCAAAGCUACUGGACAGCAAUUAAACACAGGAAAAAAUACCCAGAUUGUUACUACAAUUUAGGGCGGUUGUAUGCAGAUUUGAAUCGCCAUAUAGAUGCAUUGAAUGCAUGGAGGAAUGCUACAGUUCUGAAGCCAGAGCAUAGUUUAGCUUGGAACAAUAUGAUUAUAUUGCUUGAUAACACAGGCAAUCUAGCUCAAGCAGAAGCAGUUGGAAGAGAGGCCCUGGAAUUAAUACCCAAUGAUCAUUCCCUUAUGUUUUCAUUGGCAAAUGUACUGGGCAAAUCACAGAAAUAUAAGGAAUCUGAAGCUUUGUUCCUCAAGGCAAUUAAAGCCAAUCCAAAUGCUGCCAGUUAUCAUGGUAAUUUGGCUGUGCUUUAUCAUCGCUGGGGAAAUCUUGACUUGGCGAAGAAGCACUAUGAAGUCUCUCUGAAGCUUGAUCCUAUGGCUCCUGGAACCAAGGAAAACUACAACCUCUUAAGAAGAAAACUGGAGCAAUUGCAAAAGAAAAGCGGUGCCUGA
Messenger RNA from Eurypyga helias (sunbittern), 1640 nucleotides. It is a transcript of the gene TMTC4, whose product is annotated as transmembrane and tetratricopeptide repeat containing 4. Gene Ontology annotation, molecular function: protein binding; mannosyltransferase activity. Gene Ontology annotation, cellular component: endoplasmic reticulum. The transcript has 13 exons. The annotation marks the transcript as partial. Gene Ontology annotation, biological process: protein O-linked glycosylation via mannose; endoplasmic reticulum unfolded protein response. The record is from RefSeq and is a predicted model, not a curated record. Lineage: Eukaryota; Metazoa; Chordata; Aves; Eurypygiformes; Eurypygidae.